AUGUUUCGCGCUCGACGCUACCGGGUGCUCCUCGUAUUCGCGGCAGCAUUUAUCCUCGCAACCCUUCAUUUCGCUCGGUCGCGCGAUUGGACCGAUACUAUAAUCGAGACCCCUGAAAUACACUACCCGGAUACUGCAGCUUAUCCAAAUUCCCAAUCCGCGCCGGACGCGAAGCCCAUCCCUGGUGCCCCAGUGUUGGACAAGGGCAGCGGCCGAUUCGCGCCUGCGGAGCCUGACUAUAACUCCUUUGGAUCUCAUUCUUCUGAGAAUGUCAGCCCGCCGACUAUCUCGAAAGCUCCGUUAAAGGAGGACACUAAGAGUUCGUCUUCGUCUUCGGGGGCGGGCUCGUAUAACAAUGCACAGGAGAAGGUCCCAGAGAAGGGGACGACAGAGGGUCUGAAGAAUACCGAUUCCACUCUCAGUGAUGCUUCUAGUGGUCUUAUGCGCCCACCUACGAGCUCGGCUUCGAGCUCUGAUCUUCUGGAAGAGAUCGAUUUCGGCGGCUCAGGCAGGGUGGCCACUAAGCACGCAGAAUCCGGUGCACCAACCACGCGAUGGAGAAAAUUCCCCGAUAGAUUCCCCGUUUCAUCGGCCGAACUCAUCAAACUACCGAAGACAUACGCGAAGUCCAUGCCGAAGCUGCAGGCCAAGUUCAAGGAUGAGGCGACUACCGACAAGCAGGAACGAAUGCAGCAGCUCAGUACGAUCAAGGCGGAGUUCAAGCACGCGUGGGACGGGUAUAAAAAGAUUGCUAUGGGCCAUGAUGAGGUCAAGCCUCUUUCCGCGGCAUUCGAGGACCCCUUCAACGGAUGGGGAGCGACAUUGGUGGAUUCGCUUGAUACCCUUUGGAUCAUGGAGAUGAAGGAUGAAUUCACGGAAGCGGUCGAUGCGAUUAAGAAAAUUGAUUUCGCGACCUCCGCCAGAGAGGACAUUCCCAUGUUUGAGACUGUUAUUCGAUAUCUGGGUGGCUUGCUUGGUGCCUAUGAUAUCUCGGCACAGCGAUACGAUGUGCUCUUGGAGAAGGCAGAGGAGCUUGCUGAGAUCUUGAUUGGCGCUUUUGAUACACCUAACCGCAUGCCCGUGCUUUACUACCGUUGGACACCAGACCAUGUUGUUCGACCCCACAGGGCGUCAUCUAAGGCCGGACUGGCUGAAAUUGGAUCUAUGUCUUUGGAAUUUACACGAUUGGCCCAAUUGACCCAAGAAGACAAGUACUAUGAUGCCAUUGCACGAAUCACGAACGAGCUGGAGGGGCUGCAAGACAAAACCUCUAUCCCAGGACUGUGGCCCAUGAAAGUCAAUGCGCAGGGCUGUGCGAUAUAUAAGACUUACCAACAGAGUAACCGCGGCCAUUCUCCCAACAAAGAGGAGCCUCGAGCCCAAGAGCCUCUGGUGGAAACACCAACAGAGACACAGAACAGCACCACGACAACUGUAGCCCAUAAGCAUUAUGCCGCGCCAACUGAUCUGGACAGUUACCUCAACUUGAUCUCACGUGAUGCCUUGAUGGACGACUUUGCAGAGUCAGAGCCGGCCAACUACCACAAGAGCUCUGGCACUUUGGAGGAGGCCGAGGCGGUUCAACCCAAGUGCGACGGGGGCUUGCUGAUGCCCAAUGCGUACCGUGACAACAAGUAUACGAUGGGAGGAAUGGCUGAUUCGACAUACGAGUACUUGCCCAAGGAGUACCUCCUGCUCGGCGGUGCGAACGACCAGUACAAAAAAAUGUACACCAAGGCCAUUGAUGCAGCCCGCAAAAACCUACUUUUCGCUCCCAUGGUCAAGGGUGAACGUGACAUUCGUUUCAUGGGGUCAACCUCCGGCCUGGACCUCGGAAACGGUAAUGCGGAUAUUCAGUCUAUGUUGAUGUAUGAGAGCCAUCAUCUGACCUGCUUCGUUGGAGGCAUGGUCGCUGUUGGAGCCAAGGCCUUUGGCAUCGACGGAGACAUGGACCUUGCAGCUAAACUAACCGACGGCUGUGUAUGGGCAUACGAGUCCACGACCACCGGAAUCAUGCCCGAGCGAUUCCGCAUGCUACCUUGUGGCAAGGACCGAGCAUGCGAGUGGGACCAGACGCGCUACGACGACGAAGUUAAGCGCUACGGACCCGUUCGCGAUUCCGCCGCCGAGGCCCAGUUCCGCAGUGGAGAAAGCACAUACGGACAACGCGUUAAAAUGUCGUCUGACCCCAAGUCUGAAUCUGGAGCCAGUGACAGCGGCGUGGCCGUUCCUCUGCCCAUGCCGGGCUCAUUGAACCCGCACGACAGAGACCCGGAGGUUUAUAAGCGGGAUGGAUUUGCCGUUGGUAGGGAGGCAACAAGAUCCGCUAUCCCCACGCCAGCUCCCACUUCCGGAGCUGUCAGUGACCUCGAGAACCGAGACGCCCCUCGUGCCCCCCAGUCCGGCUCCUCUUCAUCUAAAACAGACAGCGACUAUCAUCUCCCGGCGGGUAUGGUCAGCAUUGCCUCACCGGAUUACUAUCUCCGACCUGAGGCUAUCGAGUCUAUUUUCAUCAUGUACCGACUCACAGGUGAUGAUAUCUGGCGCCAGAAGGGCUGGAAAAUGUUCGAGGCAGUCUCGAAGUACACUCGAACGGAGUUGGCAAACGCUGCUAUCACGGAUGUUAUGUCUUCGAAACCAGUACAGAAGGAUGCCAUGGAGUCAUUCUGGUUGGCAGAGACCCUGAAGUAUUUCUAUCUGCUCUUCAGUGAUCCAAGUGUGGUGGAUUUGGAUAAAUUUGUUUUGAACACCGAAGCGCACCCUCUCCAGCGCCCUGUUGGAAUGUAA
This is a messenger RNA of Penicillium pulvis, 2787 nucleotides long. RefSeq names its product class I alpha-mannosidase 1A. The transcript is spliced from 3 exons. Lineage: Eukaryota; Fungi; Ascomycota; Eurotiomycetes; Eurotiales; Aspergillaceae. Gene Ontology annotation, cellular component: Golgi membrane; endoplasmic reticulum. The record is from RefSeq and is a predicted model, not a curated record. Gene Ontology annotation, molecular function: calcium ion binding; mannosyl-oligosaccharide 1,2-alpha-mannosidase activity. Gene Ontology annotation, biological process: N-glycan processing; carbohydrate metabolic process. The coding region runs from base 1 to 2787 and encodes 928 amino acids.